GGCACCAAGCACUCCCAGACAGGACUCGUCUGAGUGCUGCCUUGUCCAGACCAUAUAAAAAAUGCAGCUUUGUGCUGACUGAGAAGUAACAUUUUUUCUGGAACAAGACUCUGAUUUUUCUGACACUAAUGACCUUAAACAAGACAGAGGAUUUGAAAUUUGAUGCAACAGGGCGCAUAAGUUUUGACUAUGUGCAGGGAAUUCGUCAACCCACACCCACCUGUGACAUCUGGGAUCAGAUCUGGAAUUUUCAAGCCAAGCCUGAUGACCUGCUUAUUGGUACCUAUCCUAAAGCAGGAACAACAUGGACUCAGGAGAUAGUGGACUUAAUACAAAAUGACGGUGAUGUUGAGAACAGUAAACGAGCACCUACUCAUGUACGAUUUCCUUUUAUCGAAUGGAUAAUCCCAUCCGUAGGAUCUGGUUUGGAACAAGCUAAUGAAAUGCCCUCACCACGGAUCCUGAAAACACAUCUUCCCAUCCACUUGGUACCACCAUCCUUUCUAGAGAAAAACUGUAAGAUAAUCUAUGUAGCAAGAAAUCCCAAGGACAAUAUGGUGUCCUAUUACCAUUUCCAAAGAAUGAAUAAAACACUUCCUGAUCCAGGAACAUGGGAUGAGUAUUUUGAGACUUUUCUGGCUGGGAAAGUGUGCUGGGGCUCUUGGUACGACCACGUGAAAGGAUGGUGGAAAGCCAAAGACCAACACCGUAUUCUCUACCUCUUCUAUGAGGAAAUGAAGAAGAACCCAAAGCAUGAGAUUCAGAAGCUGGCAGAGUUUACUGGAAAGAAACUAGAUGACAAAGUUCUAGAAAAAAUUGUCCAUCACACUUCAUUUGAUGUUAUGAAGCAGAAUCCAAUGGCAAACUAUUCCACACUUCCUACUGAAAUCAUGAACCACUCCAUUUCUCCAUUCAUGAGAAAAGGAGCAGUGGGAGAUUGGAAGAAACACUUCACUGUGGCUCAGAAUGAGAGAUUUGAUGAAGACUACAAGAUGAACAUGGCUGACACCAGUCUAACUUUCCACUUUCAACUCUAGUAAGGAAGAAA
Molecule: messenger RNA, 1048 nt
Organism: Propithecus coquereli (Coquerel's sifaka)
Lineage: Eukaryota; Metazoa; Chordata; Mammalia; Primates; Indriidae
Gene: SULT1C4
Product: sulfotransferase family, cytosolic, 1C, member 4
Exons: 7
Coding region: 129-1037 (302 amino acids)
Biological process (GO): sulfation
Cellular component (GO): cytoplasm
Molecular function (GO): sulfotransferase activity
Source: RefSeq, a predicted model, not a curated record